Psylliodes chrysocephalus is the source of this 5213-nucleotide messenger RNA. The record is from the annotation of a GenBank genome assembly. Lineage: Eukaryota; Metazoa; Arthropoda; Insecta; Coleoptera; Chrysomelidae.
UGAACGUUCCACCAAAUUCAUCUGGCAACGCUGUAUAUCAGUCAAUUUUGUUUGACUGUUGACAGGACAACGAACGCUAGCCUUUUGCAAGAUUACAAGGCGUUGAAUCUAAAUAAACGGUUGACUUUCGCGGUAUUAAAGAGAUUACUGAAAUAAAAUGCCACCCAGAAAAAGGGAAAAGGAUCCAGAUACAGUAAAAACGCCAAGAAUUGACCACAUACAAGCCGAUCAUGAAUUAUUCUUACAAGCUUUUGAAAAACCCACUCAGAUAUAUAGAUAUUUGCGGACAAGAAAUAUGUGUUCGCCAAUAUUUCUGAAUAGAACUCUAACCUAUAUGAAGCACAGGAUGUCGAGAAGCCAUAAAAACAGGCAAGGUUUCAAAAUAGAUUCAUUAUUAGAUAAAGUGCUAUCAAAAAGGGACUCUUUGACCAUUCAACCAGGGUACAUAAAUUUAACAUUUCUCGGUUUCAAUAACAAAUCUUUGGAGUACCAAGCACAAAUUGCACAAGUAGAAACGGUUUUAUUAAAAAUUACUCAUAAAAAGCGCAAAGACAGCUCUGCUCCCAGUAUGCAAGUAACUCUUGGUACUGCAGAUGUACCAAUUAAUCCAGAUGAGCACCAUUUGCCUUUAACUGCGCCUACAAUUAGCAUUCCAACUGAAUCGUUCAAUCCAUCCAGUGGACCUUUAGUUAAGUCAUAUAUAUUAUUAUUUAGGGUCAAGGUUACUCCAGAAAAAGAUCUGGAUGAUGAACCUGCUGCAAAAAAACGUAAACCAAAUGGCACAAAUGAUAAUUCGAAAUUAUAUGGGGCAGAACUUACUGUUUAUGAUAAGCAUAAUAGAUGUUAUCUAAGUGAUGGAGACUAUGAUAUAGUAGUUCAAGAUUUUACAUUAAAUCCUAAAAACACUUUAAAGAAACAUGCCAGUUGGGAAAACGUUACAGAUAUUGUAGAUGCUUGUGGAAAUCUCGAUACAUUCAUGAAAGGAUCUGUGCUAAAAUUUAAGCUUAAUUGGUCCCCAGAUGCAUGCGCAAAAAUAGUAGACAGACCUCAACCUUAUCCUUUACAGGAAAAUAAGGAAAAUCUGCCACUUGUACUCAAUGGCAAUGGUAAUGCUGAGAAGCUCCAAAUAGUUUAUCAAUUUGUUUACAAUAAUAAUUCACGUCAACAGACUGAAGCUUGCGAGGACCUACAUUGUCCUUGGUGUAGCUUAAAUUGCAACUUAUUAUAUACUUUAUUGAAACAUUUAAAACUUUGCCAUUCGAGAUUUACAUUCACAUAUGUUCCCAUAUCAGUCGGAGCUAGGAUAGACGUAGCCAUAAAUGAAAUGUAUGACGGUUCUUAUACUGGGUCACCACACGAUUUGAUAUCACAGCCAUCUGUGUGUGCUUUUUCAAGAAAUGGACCUGUACGUCGAGCAUCUGUUACUCAUAUUUUGGUGUGUCACCCUAAGAGACUAAAACCAAGUUUAUCGGAGUUUUUGGAACUUGAUGACUGCGAGUUUGAUGGACAGAGGCCGUUUAUAACAGGUCACAACAGACUAUACCAUCACACGAGCACAUGCCUACCGAUCUAUCCCAAGGAAAUGGACGUAGACUCGGAAGGCGAAAACGACCCGGAAUGGCUGCAACACAAAACCAGGAUGAUGAUAGAUGAAUUCACGGACGUCAAUGAAGGCGAAAAAGAACUGAUGAAGAUGUGGAACCUCCACGUGAUGAAAUACGGAUUUGUAGGUGACUGCCAAAUUCCGAUAGCCUGCCAAAUGUUCGUCCAACAUAAAGGUAAAGAAUUGCUGUUGAAAAACCUGUACAGGAACUUCGUGGUGCACAUGACCAGCCUGUUCGACUUCGGUCUAGUUAGCGCGGUGUGUUUGUACACCACUUUACAGAAACUGCAGGAAUUGGUUGGCGAUUCCGGUCCGAUUCGUAAUAUUUUGAAGCAAUCCAGAGAAGCACAAAUGGAUAACUGGUCCAGGAUGGGCAACGUGCUGCCCAGUAUCGACAAAGCCAUUUCCAUUUGCUCCAAGACUCCGAACGCUGGUAGAAAAGCCGGCAAUCUAUGUAUGCAAAGGAGAAAGGGUACGCCGACCCCAUGUGAUAGCACCACCAGAAGAAAAUCAGUCUGCGGCGGAGAAUCGUCACGCAAACGUCUUAGCCUUACUGUAAAUAAAUGCGACCAAAAAUCUAGUUAGUAACAGAUAAUUCAUUAUCGAAUACGGGCGACAAUACAUUAUUUUUAUACUUCUAACUAAAUAACUCGAUAAGCGGCUAAUGUUCUAUACGAGGUGAUUCUAAAAUACGCUUUCGACGCUUUUUAUUCGAGAUUGUCUCAAAAAAUUAUCAAAAAUGAAAUAUGGUAGGUGGAGUCUAAUCUCACUGGUUUUUAAGAUAAAUAUUAUUUAUUUCGAAAAUUAUGUAUACAUCUACAUAUAAUUAGAGAUAAAUAAAUUAACUUCAGUAUUUAUAAAUAAUAAUAAUAAAUAAUAUAAUGAUGAUAAUAAUAAUACUCUGUGACUGAACGACUUGUGUAGAGGGUGUUUUUGGAAUAGAUAAUAAAUAUGAUGUUCAAAAACUAAUAGCACCAUUAGUGUAUCCUGAAAACACCUUUGUUAAUCAGGCGCCUAUUUAAAUACAAAUAAAAAUCAUCUUAGAGAUCAAACAUCAAAUGUUAAAACUUCAGUUACUGUUCGCUGCAUUAGUUCAGCUGUUGGCAUUAUACAAUAUUUCAAAAAAAAAUGUUUUUAAUGGUUCAAGGGAAGUCAAAAUAUUAACCAGUUAUAAAAUGUGCAUGUAUUUUAAAAACACCCAGCCCACGUUUUUCUUUUAACAUAGUCUUUAUAUCUCUUUAAGUGUCUAGCCUGUUUGCAGAUUGGCUUAUAUCUGAGACUCAAUUCAUACAUUAUAAAUAUCGCCUGUUUAAACUUGUUUUAUCGAAUGAUUAUUUUAAAUACAAUAUUUUUGUCUAUAGAGGGAGGCCGAAAGUGAACCUUGUCCUGAGCAGCUUUGCAACGCGACUUUUCGUAGCUAUAGUAUUAUUUUAUUUAUAUAUUUAUCAUACAUAUUUUAUCUCUGCUUUACAAUUUUAUUGUUAGAAUUACUACCAAGAGUAUUCCGUAUUUGUGACCCCAACGUUAUAGCUUCUUAACUCAGCAGCAACCAUAGCUGCAACAUGUGUAGCCACAAUAGUCUCUCACAUAUCCUUCUGCCUUUUCAGGGCGUCGUAUUGGGAUCCUGCUCCUUUCUGGACCUAUUUCUUCUCUUUUUUCUAUCCCUGUUUAAUGUCUUUAAUUUUCUGCAAUAUUUUCCCUUAUCAAUGUUGAUCACUUCAUUCUGGUCAAUCCAUUUCCUCCUGCCUCUUUGUUGAUUUUCCUAUGUCCAUUACUUUUUUCAAUUCUGCUUUGUUUCAUUCUUACUUGUCAACUAUGCUAGUUUAAUUAUUCCUUUUUGAUCUUUUUCAGUUAGUUUUCUUGUAUCCUCAUUCCUUCCUCUGUCCCAUUUAGUUUUCCUAGCCAAAACAACAAAAAGUCACCAUGUGAACCACAUUUUGACAACAACCUUCAAAAAUGUUUAAUGUACAAUGGUUUAACCUUCUUCAACUCGUCCGCGACAAUCUGCAACUCAUCUACCCUAGGUAUGACUAAAAUAAGCCCUGCCAUUUAAAGUACCGUCUAAGUAAACACUGCCGUCAUUUUUACGACCAGGGUUCAUGAGUUAGACACUUACAAGAUAUAACAAUUUUCAGAGCGUCAUAUAUUUAUUGACAAACUAUAAGCGUAUUCUAGAAUUACGCCGUACAUGUUUUAUUUUUACUGCCAAAGUAGUUAUACUUUUAGAUCUAUUAUUUAAUAUUUAUAAGUUAAAACAUCACUUAUUUUUGAGUGUUAAACGAGUUAGUCAGUUUUAUAUAAAGUUUUAUCCUGAUGGUUUUUUUUAUCGGCCAGACAAUGCGAUGCACGAAAAACGAUCUUUUAUUAAUUACUAAAAAUGGGACAUUUAUUAUUAAAAUAAAAAUGUCAUUAAUAAUAUAUUUGUAAAAAAAAAUCCAAGGUAAUGAUUGAUGACGAAUUUCGGAUAUUGUAAAAAAAAAUUGGCAUUGUGUAAUUAUUAACACAUUAUAUCAAUUACAUGUUUUCUUUCUCUAAAAGUGAACUAUGAAUAACAACUGGAACAAAUGUGGCACAAACCUAAAGUGAGGCCAGCUGGUUAGGCUAGCACUGCUGUUGUCGCAUUACAGCCCAAUUGUGACAAUUUCAUCAAAUUGACGUAUACUAAAUCGUGUAGAAUUACUAUGGGGUGAUAUACAAAAAAUGUUUCUAAAGUAAGCCAUGGAAGAAUCACUCAUGUCGUUGCAUACAAUUCUUUUUUGAAUGAAAAUUCGAGUUUAAGCUAUAUUUGUUUCUAGCUAUCACGGACGUGACUCGUAUCUGUCUUUAUCAGUUAUUCCAUAAACAUUUUAGUGGAUCACACGUUCCUUUUCUUUUGUCAUUAUAGCUAUAGCCUUUUCUUUCAAAUUCUUCCAUCUCUUUCUCCACUGGCACAUAAAUAUGUUGUAAGCGUAUUUUAAAACCAGACUUUAUAAAACUCUGCUUCAAAAUGACUUCAUAUUAUAAAAACAUUGUAUUUUUACAAUCGGCACUACGUUUUUAAAGCUUAUUGAAAAAAUAAAAUGAUUUUACAAUUCACCUAGCUCGGGUUAGGCUUUACAUAAUACCGUCGCUUGAGAAGAAAACUAUCCUACGUCCAUUUUUUUGAAAAAUAAGUCCUAUUUCAUUGUAGCUUUUUGCAAUACAUGUCCUAAGAAGCCGUAUGGGGAACAAAAAUUACCUAGAAUUGUCUUCGUUAUAGGGCAAUAAAACUUUUAAAUGCGUAAUAUUCAAAACUAAUAGGAAAUGACUUAGGAUAGUAUUCUUCUCAAUCAACAAUACGCAUAUGCCUUGCUUCGCCUUAUUCCAAAAUUCGCCAGUUUUGUAAAAUAAUAAUAGUUAUUAACAUUACUGUUAUAUUACUAUUUACAUAAUAAUAGUUUUGUAAAAUAAAUUAAAAAGUAUGAUAUUUUUGUCUGAGUGGUAAACAUAACUCAAACAUAAAAUACUAAAAAUGUAUUAAGAAACUUAUAGGUACUUAUUUUUAAGUAUAUUUUGAAAAUAACGACAUGUAAAAGGAAACAGAAACCAUAUAAAAGUGAAUAAUGAAUGACACAUACCGAUUAUUUAUUCC